AUGAGUUCACCAGAGGAGUAUAACUUAGAAGACAGAUCUAAGGAAAAAAAUAUCACUAUCAUACGAGAUGAUUUUUCAGGCCAAGAUAUCGUUAGUGAAUCUUUGGAAUCAUUUGACAAUCAAAUUGAUUCAUCAAACUAUGCAUCACAUCGAUCAGCCUGGGGAAACUUUUUAGACUCUUUUAAAAGAGUUGAAGUUGAAGAAGUGGAUCCAAAUCUAACAGACCUAGAAAAAAUUGCAAUCAAGACUGCUCGUUCACCUUUACAGCAUAAAUUGAAGAGUAGACACCUUCAAAUGAUUGCUAUCGGAGGUGCUAUUGGUACAGGUUUAUUUGUUGGGAGUGGUAGAGCUUUAAGAACUGCAGGCCCAGCAGGUAUAUUAAUCGGCUGGAGUAUCACUGGUACCAUGAUUUUUACAAUGGUAAUGGCAUUAGGUGAACUGGCUGUCAUGUUUCCUGUUUCAGGUGGAUUCACAACAUACGCAACAAGAUUCAUAGAUGAAUCAUUUGGUUUUGCAUGCAAUUUCAAUUAUAUGUUACAAUGGUUAGUUGUCCUACCGUUAGAAAUCGUUGCAGCCUCUAUUACCGUCGCAUAUUGGGAGACACCUGUCAGAUACACUGAUGGGUUUGUUGCUCUUUUUUGGUUAGUAGUCGUCAUUAUCAACAUGUUUGGUGUCAGAGGUUAUGGUGAGGCAGAAUUUGUAUUUUCAAUUAUUAAGGUUACAGCAGUAAUUGGCUUUAUUAUAUUAGGUAUUGUAUUAGUAUGUGGCGGGGGCCCAGUUGGUGGAUAUGUUGGUGCCAGAUACUGGCACAAUCCUGGUGCAUUUGUUGGUAGCACUUCAGGUCAGAAGUUCCACGGUUUUUGCUCCGUCUUUGUUACUGCUGCAUUUUCAUUUGCUGGUAGUGAAUUGAUUGGUUUGGCAGGUUCAGAGGCAAAAAAUCCCAGAAAAGCUGUUCCAAGCGCUGCUAAGCAAGUUUUUUGGAGAAUUCUAUUAUUCUACAUCAUAUGUUUACUAUUAAUUGGUUUCUUAGUCCCAUACAAUGAUCCACGUUUAAUAAGUUCAUCUAGUGUCGAUGCAUCGGCCUCUCCAUUUGUCAUCGCAAUCGUUACUCAUGGUAUCAGCGGUUUACCAUCUGUCAUCAAUGUAGUUAUCUUAAUUUCAGUUUUAUCGGUUGGUAAUUCUGCCAUUUACAGUUGUUCUAGAACAUUAGUUGCUUUAUCUGAACAAGGGUUUUUACCAAAAAUCGUAUCCUAUAUUGAUCGUAAAGGUAGGCCCCUUGUUGGUAUUGCCAUUUCUUCAACAUUUGGUUUAAUUGCCUUCGUUGCUGCAUCCAAUAAACAAAAUGAGAUGUUCAAUUGGCUACUUGCUAUCUCAGGGCUGUCUUCCUUCUUCACUUGGUCUGCUAUUUGUAUCUGUCAUAUUCGUUUUAGAGGUGCUCUAAAGGCUCAAGGCAGAGGAACUGAUGAGCUUCCAUUUGUAUCACCGGCUGGUGUAAUUGGCUCUUACUGGGGAUUGUUCCUAAAUAUUUUAAUGUUGAUAGCCCAAUUUUAUAUAGCUUUAUUCCCAAUAGGAGGUAGUCCAAGUGCUUAUGAAUUCUUUUCAGCUUAUUUAGCAGCACCUGUCAUCUUAGCAUUCUAUAUUGCCCAUAAACUUUGGAAAAAGAAUUGGAAGUUUUUAAUACCUUUAGAAGAUGUUGAUAUCGACACAGGUAGAAGAGACACUGAUGUCAAUUUAUUAAAGCAGGAAAUUGCGGAAGAGAAGGCUGCAUUGGCGAUGAGGCCUUGGUGGUACCGUGUAUACGUCUUCUGGUGUGCAUGA
Vanderwaltozyma polyspora DSM 70294 is the source of this 1818-nucleotide messenger RNA. Its product is annotated as amino acid permease. Gene Ontology annotation, molecular function: amino acid transmembrane transporter activity. Gene Ontology annotation, cellular component: membrane. The record is from RefSeq and is a predicted model, not a curated record. Lineage: Eukaryota; Fungi; Ascomycota; Saccharomycetes; Saccharomycetales; Saccharomycetaceae. The transcript has a single exon. The coding region runs from base 1 to 1818 and encodes 605 amino acids. Gene Ontology annotation, biological process: amino acid transmembrane transport.